CAUCCAUCCUGUCAGCGAAAAGAGAGAGUGAAGAUGUGGAGGUUAACGUGUGUGACUUUGGUCCUGAUCUUAUGUGUCAAAGAUUCACUUUCACAGCCAAAUGUUUGCGGACAUGCCCGUUUAAACCCCCGUAUUGUGGGUGGUGCAAAUGCUGCUGCAGGGUCGUGGCCAUGGAUGGUCAGUCUGCACAACACAACUGGUCAGAAACAUUUUUGCGGUGGUUCUCUCAUCAACAAGGAAUGGGUGCUGACAGCUGCUCACUGUGUCGAUGGUAAAAGCGUGGCCACACUGCUUUUGUACUUGGGAAAGAGCACACAACAGGGAAAUAAUCCCAAUGAAAUCACCAGAACUGUCAACAACAUCAUUGCCCAUCCCACCUACAAUCGUAACGGCUAUGAUAAUGACAUCGCUCUACUGCAUCUGUCCUCUCCAGUCACAUUUAAUGACUACAUUCAACCUGUUUGUCUAGCAGCCCAGAACAGCAACUUUCCUUCUGGCACCAAAGGAUGGGUCACAGGCUGGGGACAAAUCGGAGUUGGAAUCUUUUUACCUCCACCUGGGAUUCUGCAAGAGGUUGAGGUUGAAGUGUACGAUAAUAAUCGCUGCAAUAAUCGCUGUCGUGGAGCUAUCACCAACAACAUGAUCUGUGCUGGUACACAACAAGGAGGCAGAGGGCCCUGGCGGGGGGACUCUGGUGGUCCAUUGGUGCAUAAGAAGAGUUCACAGUGGGUUCAGUCUGGUGUCGUCAACUGGUCUGAAGGGUGUGCUCAGCCCGACAUACCUGCUGUGUACGCCCGCGUGUCAGUGUAUCAGCAAUGGAUCACAGGCCAUACUGGCCAAAACCCGCCUGGAUUUGUUGCUUUCAUCUACAGGUUGAGAAAAGGCACGAUAACAAUGUGGAGGUUUACAUGUAUGGCCCUGCUCCUAUGCGUCAAAGAUUGUCUUUCUCAUUUGCAUGUUUGUGGCCGUUCCCCUUUAUACCCACGUGUUGUGGGCGGUGCGAAUGCACAUGAGGGGGCGUGGCCAUGGAUGAUCAGUCUUCACAGCCCCAAAUAUAAGGGUCAUUUUUGUGGAGGUUCCCUCAUCAGCAGUGAAUGGGUGUUAUCUGCAGCUCACUGUUUCUCUAGUGUCGACAUAUCCAGCAUCCUUGUGUACAUGGGAAGGAGAACACAGCAGGGCGAUCACUGGCAUGAAAUCAGUAGAAGCAUCAGUACGCUCAUUAUUCACCCGUCCUACAACAGCGACACCUACAACAAUGAUAUUGCUCUCCUGCAUCUGUCUUCUGCAGUUAACUUUACCAACUAUAUUAGACCUGUGUGUUUAGCAGCAGAAAACAGCGACUUCCCUUCCGGCACCAGCAGCUGGAUCACAGGCUGGGGACAAACUGCAUUUGGAGUGACUUUGUCUUACCCAGGGACCCUGCAGGAGACUGUAGUUCCAGUGAUAAAUAAUUCUGAAUGUAAUAACCUGCUGGGUGCCAACCUCAUUACAGAAAACAUGAUGUGUGCUGGUUUACUGCAGGGAGGAAAAGACACCUGUCAGGGGGACUCUGGUGGUCCAAUGGUGAGUCAGCAUUGUUCAGUGUGGGUUCAGUCUGGUAUCAUCAGUAGAGGUCAUGACUGUGGUCAGCCUAGUGAACCUGGUGUGUACACCCGUGUGUCUCGGUAUCAGCAAUGGAUCACCACCUCCAUUGGUCAAAACCUCCCAGGGUUUGUCACCUUCAACCCCCUGAUCUCAUGCUCUUCUGCCAGCCAAGGUAAAACCAAUAUAGCCUUAAACAUGUAUACACAUCAACCUACAGGAUAUUACAGAUACAUCACAUUUGUUUUGUUACAUGCAUUUGCACUUUGUUAUCUCUGCAGGUUGAGGUAUAGCUGUAUAAACUAGUCGCUUACCCAUAUUUCCAUGAACUGCAAUGCCAGUAACCAGUUCCACAGUAAAGACCUGCCGCAGAACUUCAACUCAUGGAUAUGAUUAUCACAAACUGCACAAGUUCAACAUUUGUUGAACAAGCACAGUUUUCUACAAGACUGACCAUAGUAAUUCAAAGGUUUAACUAAUAAGAAUAAUUGUGAACAAAAAUCAGCAUUUUGUUAACAGUUUUCUCUCAU
Messenger RNA from Labeo rohita (rohu), 2111 nucleotides. RefSeq names its product transmembrane protease serine 9. The record is from RefSeq and is a predicted model, not a curated record. Gene Ontology annotation, molecular function: serine-type endopeptidase activity. The coding region runs from base 34 to 1887 and encodes 617 amino acids. Gene Ontology annotation, biological process: proteolysis. The transcript has 12 exons. Lineage: Eukaryota; Metazoa; Chordata; Actinopteri; Cypriniformes; Cyprinidae.